Molecule: messenger RNA, 1356 nt
Organism: Rotaria sp. Silwood2
Lineage: Eukaryota; Metazoa; Rotifera; Eurotatoria; Philodinida; Philodinidae
Source: the annotation of a GenBank genome assembly
AUGGAAAAAACUGGACCAUAUGAAUGUUUACACCAAAAUGAUCCAUUACCAGAUUUAAUUCAACGUACAAAUAAAUAUUUAUUAAAUUUAAGAUUGAAUAAUUGGAUUUCACAGAGACAAUAUGAGCAAUUAGGCAUCAAACCAAAUGAAGUGGAAUUAGCCCAUUUAUAUUAUUUACCAAAAGCACAUAAACCUGGCACUCCACUUCGACCAAUUGUUUCUGGACUCAAACAUCCAACUAUAAAGAUAUCAAAAUUUCUCGACAAAUUGCUUCGACCAUUAUUUGAUAAAAUGGCAUCAAACACAACUGUUACUUCUGGAACUGAGAUUAUUAAACAGUUACAUGAAUGGUCAAAACGUAAUAUGCGUCAAGAAACUUUACUACGUACAAUGGAUGUUAUGGAUCUUUAUACAAUGAUACCACAAACAGAAGGAAUACUAUCGAUUAGAAAAAUGUUAGACUUCUUGAACAUAAAACAAAUUAAUGGUUUAAAAAUCGAAACAAUUAUUCGAUUAAGCCGAUUCGUGGUACAAAAUAAUUAUUUUUCUUAUAAUAGUAAAUAUUAUCAUCAAGUACGUGGUGGUGCUAUGGGUUCUCCGCUAACAUUAACAAUUGCAAACUGUUAUAUGUUCUUUUUUGAACAAGAUAUUGUUAAACAAGUGAAGAAUAGUAAUGGACUCUAUUUACGUUAUAUUGAUGAUAUAUUUAUUGCGAUCAACUGGCCUAUUCAACAUCUAUCAAAACAAAUUGAUCGAUGGAAUAAAUUCGAUCGAAAUAUAAAAUUAAAAGCUGAAGUUGGUCAUUCAAUAAAUUUCCUCGAUGUAUAUAUAGAAAACAAGAAUGGUGAAGUAUUUACAAAAGUUUAUCAUAAACCGUCGUAUGAACCAUACUAUUUACCAUUCAAUAGUAUCCAUCCCAUGCACAUGAAAAAGAAUAUUCCAUUUGAAAUGUUAAUUCGUACUAUUAAAUAUUGUUCAACAUUCGAUGCAUAUUCAUAUGAACGUGAAAAAUUAAGAAUGGCUCUAUUGUUAAAUAAAUAUCCCGGUGAUUUUAUAGAUAAACAAUUCAGCCGUGUAUUUCAAAAAUAUUAUAUUACUCAACCACUAUCUACAAAAAAUUAUAAUAUAUCACGUGAAAAAAUUAUGUGUGCUCGUAGACAAGAGAAAAUUCUAAUUGAUUAUGGUAAAACGAUGUUUGUUCAUUUUACCUAUUGUUUAAACAUGAAAACGUUUCCGGUAAAAUUUCAUACCCUUUGGAACAAAUACUUUAUUGAGUCUCCAAUAAAUGAAAUAAAACCGGUAUUGGAUACUCGUAAUGUUAAAAAUUUACAACAGCAGCUUAUCCAUAACAAAUAG